Molecule: messenger RNA, 717 nt
Organism: Papaver somniferum (opium poppy)
Lineage: Eukaryota; Viridiplantae; Streptophyta; Magnoliopsida; Ranunculales; Papaveraceae
Product: zinc finger protein ZAT8-like
Exons: 1
Coding region: 64-717 (217 amino acids)
Source: RefSeq, a predicted model, not a curated record
UUCAUUUAAUCCGAAUAUCCUUUAAAACUUAAAACAUCCACACCCUUCUUCUGUUGCAAAGACAUGACGGGUAAUAAGAGAGGUAGAGAGGAAACGGAAGACAUCAGCAUAGCAAGCAUGGCAAAGUUUCUAAUGUUAUUAUCAAGUGGCCGAGGAGAGUUCGAUCAUCACCCUGUGGUUCAGACACAGGCAACAUCGAUCAGUAGCCGAAGUCGUGUUUAUAAGUGCAAAACAUGUAAUAGAAAAUUUCCAUCGUUCCAAGCACUCGGAGGACACCGAGCCAGUCACAAGAAACCUAGAUUAGUAAACCAAAUAUCAUCAGAUAGUCCUGGUGGCAAACAACAAAUGACAAAACCGAAGACUCAUGAAUGUUCGAUUUGCGGUUUAAAGUUUGCCGUUGGACAGGCUUUAGGUGGUCAUAUGAGAAAGCAUAGAGCUAUCCUGAUUGAAAUUUCAUCAACAAAAGAAGCAGCCGCAGCAACAACUACAGAAUUGUCAUCCUCUUCAUCUGAUAUUACUAAUAAUACCACUCAUAAAGAGCAGCUACUUUUACCCGAGGUAAAAAAAUCCAAUAACAGGAUAUUGAGUUUGAAUUUGGAUUUGAACUUAUCCGCUUUUCCUACCACCACGAUGGAUAGUAAUGAUUUUGAGUUCUCCACUCUUGUAGAACCACGCAAACAAACUUCUGUACCACCUAUGGUUUAUAGUUUUAUUUGA